GACUAACGGUUUUAAAUUGGGUAUUGAUAGCAGUAAUAGUUUUCCCUUUGACCAGGUAAACUUGGGGUAUCUGUUUACACGGUAAUUUUAUACAGGUGUAAUACAGUCUCUAUGUACAUAAUUAUGAUAGGAUAGCACAGAAUAAACAGUCACUAGGAACAGGAAAGGAAGAUAAGAAGAAGACAUGGGACUGCUUAAACGUCUUUUUGAAGAACUUCCAGAUGACGUCAUCUGUUCUCUCUGUAACGAGGUUUUCCUUGACCCAAGAGUUUUGCAGUGUAACCACAUGUUUUGCAGCGCGUGCUUAGUACGCAGAUCUGCAAAAUUAAAGGCUGAUAUCUGUCCAACAUGCGAAACGCCUUACCAUGGGCCUUCUUGUAGACAAGCUGACGAGGGAUUCAAGUUAAAACUACUGAACCUUAAUGCUAUAUGUAACUACAAAUGUGGCAUGAAAAUUAAAAUGGCGCAUCUACCAGAACAUCUUAAAGACGAAUGUCAACAAGCACCAGUGUCAUGUCCCAAUGCGAUCAAAGGAUGUAAGAAAAAGGUGAAACGGUGUGAUCUGAAUAAACACAUUGACGAAUGCAAUUUUCGAGUUGUAACUUGUGAAGCAUGUGGGCAUGUAACUAUUUUCCAAGACCUUUUCACACACCAAAGUAGAAAAAAAUGUCUAGAGCGUAAGCUUAAACAACAAGUUAUAAGGGAAUUAAGACAUGCUCAUCACGAAGUAAUAAACCACAGGUCAAAUGUCAAAAGAGAUCAUAUACGCCUAGACAUAGAACAAACCAAGAGAGUACUCCAACAUGCCCGUUAUCUCCAAGAACGAAAACAUAAACUCCAUCAGUUACUGCUUUCACAAAACAAUAAUGAUGCCAUAAACAGUGAAUCUGAAGACAGUUUUUUCUUGACCGACCUAGAAGAAUUGAAAAACAAAGAUAAGUCUUUAUCCUCAACUCCUGUUCACUCUAGAUCUACGGUUGGAUCACAGCAGUGUGAUAGGUGCCUUAAGCAUUUCUUCCCAGGAAAGAACCAUGGAAAUUCUUGUCGGUGGCAUGAAGGGGUACGUAUACAUUUCGAAAAUAUUUUUUGUAAUGAUCAAACAUCUCACACGUUGUUAAUUGUCAGUAGAAUGCAUCUAAAGGGUUUCAAAUAUUACAUUCUGAUACUAUGUUUUUUGUUGUAG
Molecule: messenger RNA, 1183 nt
Organism: Mytilus californianus (California mussel)
Lineage: Eukaryota; Metazoa; Mollusca; Bivalvia; Mytilida; Mytilidae
Product: TNF receptor-associated factor 3-like
Exons: 2
Coding region: 185-1183 (332 amino acids)
Molecular function (GO): zinc ion binding
Source: RefSeq, a predicted model, not a curated record